AUCGCGCGCGUUAUUUAACACACUAAAAUGUUAUCAAUUACAUUAGAUCGAUAAAAUAUGAUUAGAUUAUACUUUAUUGAAAAAGGUUGGAUAUCGUGUGAGUGAUACAGUGUCACUUUGUUCCUGUUAAUGUGUACUAGACAAAGAUGGCGCCCUGGAUAGACCUGCCUUACGAGAUCAGGAACGUCACGCCUGAAGAAGACAAAAUUAUCAAGAAAUGUCUAAUCGGAUAUACGAAACCAUUUGUAAAAUGCGGUAAGAACGAAUACGUGAUGGCGGCGUCGUUUAGAAAACACGCGGAGGAAAUCUACAACCUGGAAGUGAGGCCUGACGACAUCUGGGUCAUCACUUUUCCAAGAUCAGGUACGACAUGGACGCAGGAAAUGGUCUGGCUCAUAGAAAACGAUUUAGACUUCAAAGUUGCCAAAGCAAAGCCGCUCCAUGAACGAUUUCCUAUGUUGGAAGUAACAGCACAUAUACCACAAGUAGCAUUUGAGUUAAUCAAAGUAAACUUUAUGAACUUAGCUUAUUUCCAAGGCUUGAACCAUGCCGUUAGGAAGCCCAGUUGGAAAGCGAUAGCGGAAGCCCCAUCACCACGGUUCAUCAAGACACAUCUGCCACUGUCUAUGUUACCACCCAAAUUGCUGAGCACAGCUAAAGUCAUCUAUGUCGCCAGAGAUCCGAGAGAUGUCGCUGUAUCAUAUUAUUACCUUCACAAGAUGAUCGCCAAAACUCUAAUGCGAGCAACCUUUCAGACCUUCUGGGAAGCAUUCAGAAGAGACCUGUUGCCAUGGACACCGAUUGUAGCUCAUACAAACGAAGCCUGGGAAAAGAGACACAAUCCGAAUCUCCAUUUCAUUUUCUACGAAGAUAUGAUUAAGGAUCUACCGAAAGAAAUUCGUGCGAUAUGCAAGUUUCUAAACAGAAAAUAUUCGGCAGACAAAAUAGAAACUUUAGCAGAAUAUCUCAGUUUCGACAGUCUGCGAAAAAACAAAAACGUCAAUAACACGGCUGGUGAUAAUACUGAAGUACAAUUUCUUAGAAAAGGAGAAGCAGGUGGUUGGCGAACUCACUUCGAUGCCGAAAUGGAGCUGCAAGCUGAGGAAUUUAUUUCAACGCGUCUGAGAGGCCUAGACCUCUCUUAUCCAUCCUUCCAAUUGAAUGAGACCGAAUGCUCCCAUUUGUAACUGUUACAGUAUUAAUAUUUAUUAAUAAGACUGAUUCUAUAGAAUGCAGUGAAAACAUAAAAUGCUAUUUCCACUUAGCGAUUAACCGCAUGAUUUUAUCGUGCGCGCCAUCACUAAAAUGGUCGCGUGUCUUAAUUCUAUGAAAGUGACUGCAAAGCAUAGCCACAGUUCAGCGACUAGACGCUAAGUGAAAAUAGGCACUAAAGCUUGUCAUCAUCACGUCUUUAAAAUUAUACUAUUAAUGUACCCUUAGCUAAUUUUUAGAAACAGAAGAACAGAAUUCCUAAUUUUUUUGUUGAUGGGAUUCCUGUAGUUGAUGAGAACAUCAGAAGACUUCGAUCAUCGACAUGAAAAAGUAGAUAUAAUAGGAGCAAAUAGUGUCCUGAUUUUAAAUGAUCAUUGUGUUUAUACAAGUAAUGUUGCCACUUUUAAAAUGUGGAAAAGAAAUUCUUUUAAAAAAAUACAAAAAACUAAAUCAUUUAGAUUGAAGGAGUUCCUAAUUCUAAGUCUUUCUUACGUCCACCUCUUAGAAAUUUAAAGACAUAGCCUAUAAGUCUAUCCAUGUGUUCACAAAAGCUAUAUAAAAUAAGUAAAUAUUGAAGUUUUCAAUUGUGUGUAAUUUUCUAUAAGAGUAAAAAAUAAGUCUCGACGUAUUUUCUACCUAA
Messenger RNA from Papilio machaon (common yellow swallowtail), 1852 nucleotides. It is a transcript of the gene Sult, whose product is annotated as sulfotransferase 1C4. Gene Ontology annotation, molecular function: sulfotransferase activity. Gene Ontology annotation, cellular component: cytoplasm. The transcript is spliced from 7 exons. NCBI's taxonomy places the organism in Eukaryota, Metazoa, Arthropoda, Insecta, Lepidoptera, Papilionidae. The coding region runs from base 147 to 1187 and encodes 346 amino acids. Gene Ontology annotation, biological process: sulfation. The record is from RefSeq and is a predicted model, not a curated record.